AUGUCUGGUCUACAAGUCUUGAUCAGUGGAGCGAGCGUCGCAGGCCCAGCUCUAGCCUUCUUCCUCGCUCGUGCGGGUGCAAAAGUCACAAUUGUGGAGAAAGCCCCCUCACUACGAACAGGUGGCCAGAAUGUCGAUAUUCGGGGCGUCGGUCUCAAAGUUGUGCGUCGUAUGGGACUCGAGGCUGCGGUCCUCAACAGGGCAACGCAGGAAGAGGGUGUCGCUUUUGUUGACGCCUCGAAUCGCAGACGGGCAGAGUUCCCUGUUGACCCUACCGGUCAAAAUCUGAGCAUGACUGCUGAGAUAGAGAUCAUGCGUGGAGAUCUCGCCAAGCUCUUUUACGACGCGACGUGUGAUGAUGUGAAAUAUGUUUUCGGAAAUAGUAUUGAAAGUAUGGUCGAGACAGAUGAGAAAGUCAAUGUCUUGUUCAAGCAUGGUUUGAAGCAGCAAUUCGAUCUCGUCUUUGCUGCUGAUGGUCUUGGCUCACCAACCCGAGCACUCAUCUUUGGCCAUGACAAGCAGAAAUCGCCCAUCAAGUCACUUGGUCAAUACGUCGCCUGGUUCACGAUACCGCGUCAGGAAAGUGAUGGGAGGUGGGCUCGCUGGUAUAAUGCGCCAGGCCGGCGCCUAAUCCUUCUCCGACCAGAUACUAAGGCAGAAGCCUCCCAGCAGAUAACUCGUGCAUCUCUCUGGAUCUGCAGCGAUUCUGCAAGAUUGCAGGGCUACUCCAAGUUGAGUAUCGCAGAGCAGAAAGCUGUGAUGCACGAUCUCUUUGUUGAUGCAGGUUGGGAGGCCUCUCGAGUCCUCGCUGGAAUGGACUCUGCGGAUGACUUCUACAUGCAGGAGGUAGCACAGGUUAAAAUGGACGAGUGCUGGUCGCGUGGCAGAAUGGCCGUCCUCGGCGAUGCUGCCUAUUGUCCAUCGCCAAUAAGUGGCAUGGGCACCACCGUCGCUGUGGUCGGCGCCUACCUACUAGCUGGGGAAAUUGCACGCAGUCCAAAUGAUCCUCUGGCAGCCUUCGCCUCAUACGAACGACUCAUGCGGCCAUUCGUGACCAAGGCCCAGAAGUUGAUACCUGGUGCACCCCAGCUGGCCAAUCCGGAAACAGCAUGGGGUAUCUGGCUUAUGUAUUCGAUUUUGGGCAUAGUAUCCUGGACCACCAGAUUGCAGGCGUUCUUGGGGAGGUUUGCAGGUCCACCAGUCGAUGCGAUCGUGCUUCCCGAUUACGAGGCAGAGUUGUCAGGUAAUCGAUGA
Messenger RNA from Endocarpon pusillum Z07020, 1254 nucleotides. RefSeq lists its product as uncharacterized. The coding region runs from base 1 to 1254 and encodes 417 amino acids. Gene Ontology annotation, molecular function: FAD binding. Lineage: Eukaryota; Fungi; Ascomycota; Eurotiomycetes; Verrucariales; Verrucariaceae. The record is from RefSeq and is a predicted model, not a curated record. The transcript has a single exon.